AGGAGCCAGGACUGGCGACAGCAAAGCAUGUAAAACUAGGCGUCUGGCCUUUUAAUAUACAAAUAUAUGAGCACACCUAGAAAGAGUGAAGUAUUUCCGGUGGGACUACAACUCGAGCGUAGGUGGGUGACAAAAGCGGUAGUAGUGACAACAGCGAUAAAGGGCACAGACGAGGAAGAAGCCAAGAAGAAAGCCGAAAAAGGAUGAAUGUAACGCUGGCUGUGACGAGCUUAUUGCCGGACUUAAACAACAGUCUGCUGGAGGCCAACCUUACUGGCUGGGACGAUGAAUACAAACUCGGCCGUCAGUACACCCUCUGGCAGGUUAUUCUCAUUAGCAUUGUUGCUACCUGCCUCAGCCUCGUGACAGUUAUCGGCAAUAUUAUGGUCAUGGUCAGCUUCAAAAUCGAUAAACAACUUCAAACUAUUUCGAAUUAUUUCCUCUUCAGUCUAGCAGUAGCGGACUUUGCUAUUGGUCUUAUAUCCAUGCCACUUUUUACCGUCUACACAGUGCUAGGUUAUUGGCCUCUCGGCUCCCACAUUUGCGACACAUGGUUGGCCCUUGACUAUCUGGCUAGUAACGCCUCCGUACUCAACCUUCUCAUAAUCAGCUUCGACAGGUACUUUUCCGUUACCAGGCCGCUCACUUACAGGGCUAAGAGAACGACUGUUAAAGCUGGCAUCAUGAUUGCAUGUGCUUGGGGAAUUUCGCUCUUGCUCUGGCCGCCCUGGAUAUAUGCCUGGCCAUACAUUGAGGGUGAGCGCACGGUUCCGGAAUACUCCUGUUACAUUCAGUUCAUCGAGACCAAUCACUACAUCACAUUCGGCACAGCUAUAGCCGCCUUCUAUGUUCCCGUCACUGUAAUGAUCUUUCUCUACUGGCGCAUUUGGCAGGAGACGGAGAAACGACAAAAGGAUCUGCCCAAUCUGCAGGCCGGCAAACAGGACGCAAGUAAGCGGAGCAAUUCCAGCGACGAGGCUUUGGAUAUGGAGGAGUGCAGGAGGCCAAGAAGCGAAUCAAGUACGGGAGCAGGAGAUGAGGCGAAUUCCACGCAUAUUGCUGUUUCCUAUCUUGACAGGCAUUAUCCUCAACAUAAGAUAAAGCACCGACCGCUCUCGUGGACUUGGCUAAAGAUGUGGUGCAUCGCGUGGUGGCACAGCGGCCGCGAGGAUGAGGAUGAGGAUGAUGAUGAGGACGAGGUGGGUGGCCCAGAAAGUAGUCGCACAGCUGCUGCUUUUGAUGAUACAUUGACUCCUGUUUCGCUAGAAACACCAGUCGCAAGUGUAAUGUCGCGUUGCGACUCCUUCGGCGUCGUUCAAUCGACAAGCCUGAAUCUUGACAGGCUUGAACAGCAAGCAGAAUACGUAAGGCCAUCGGCGUUACGAGCUUCCGGGGCAACGAGCGCUGGCACUAUCGCCAGCAAGAACAUGACGAAUGACUCGGUGUAUACGAUAUUAAUAAGGUUACCAGCACCACCAGUUCCACGCGGCAAGGAGGCGCAAAUCCUGGGUAGAUACGGAACCGUCGAAGCACCCACCAUAAAAAUGUUCGCAGACGACGUGAUAAGCUUUCAUCCAAUGCGCUCAAAUGUAGAGUUAAACAAUUCCAAUCAAGAGAUCAUAGUAACAACGAGCAACGACGACGGGAAAGCUCUGAUGCGUCGACCCUCCCAAAUGCAAGACGUGAGGAUACCACUGAGCGCCAAAAACAUCGGAAAAGUUGUGAGUAAGAGUCCAGCUUCUAAAGCGCCAGCAAAAAAGAAAAAAAAGUCUCAAGAAAAGAAAGCAGCCAAGACACUUUCGGCUAUUCUCGCGGCCUUCAUUUUCACCUGGACACCUUACAACAUUCUCGUACUCCUUAAGCCUCUGACGGCCUGUACAGGUUGUAUACCCCAAGAGCUUUGGGACUUCUUCUAUUAUCUCUGCUACAUUAACAGCACAGUCAACCCAGUCUGUUAUGCUCUUUGUAAUGCUACAUUUCGUAGGACCUAUGUACGCAUUCUCAAGUGUAAGUGGCAUAGCAGAAACAGAACUGCAGUGAAUCGAGGCUACUAAGGAUGUAUUCUUUUGAUCAUUUCAUUUACGAAAAAGCUCUGAGCUCGCUUAUUCACUUUUUUCU
This is a messenger RNA of Ceratosolen solmsi marchali, 2118 nucleotides long. It is a transcript of the gene mAChR-A, whose product is annotated as muscarinic Acetylcholine Receptor, A-type. The transcript is spliced from 5 exons. Gene Ontology annotation, cellular component: plasma membrane; synapse; dendrite. Gene Ontology annotation, molecular function: G protein-coupled acetylcholine receptor activity; G protein-coupled serotonin receptor activity. The coding region runs from base 204 to 2054 and encodes 616 amino acids. Lineage: Eukaryota; Metazoa; Arthropoda; Insecta; Hymenoptera; Agaonidae. The record is from RefSeq and is a predicted model, not a curated record. Gene Ontology annotation, biological process: adenylate cyclase-inhibiting G protein-coupled acetylcholine receptor signaling pathway; G protein-coupled receptor signaling pathway, coupled to cyclic nucleotide second messenger; chemical synaptic transmission.